AAUAGGGUCAGGGACCAACUUGAAAAACUCGAAAGCUUAGUAGGUUCGCAAACAGAUAUUGCCAUCCACCAUGUGGAACAAAGUAAAAUUACAGACGAAAGAAUGGACCGCAUGGAAAUAACGAUGUACGAGAUAAAGACAAGUCUCAAAGUAAUUAAACCAAGAAACCAACCCAGUAAGCUCGCAGUAUCUGAGUCCUCCAAUCCGGUAAUCCGUCCUGGAAAAGGGAAAGCCCCGGCAAGGCUGGACAUAUACACACCGGUUGAAAGCAAAAAUGUCAUCUCCAAACCAGAGCCUGAUUUCUUCGCUUUAACACCCGGCGAAAAAUUUGUCAAAGAAGCUUGGCCUCAAACACUUCUGGCCCAUGAGAUAAAUCACGAGGCAUAUGCCAGUAUCAAAAGUAAGGUGAUAUUAGACCGGAACUUCGCCUGGAUAAGGCCAAUUCUACUGUAUUUUCCAAGCUCGCUGAAGUUUAGUCAGCUUUCAGAAUUGCCUUAG
Molecule: messenger RNA, 498 nt
Organism: Blumeria graminis f. sp. triticale
Lineage: Eukaryota; Fungi; Ascomycota; Leotiomycetes; Helotiales; Erysiphaceae
Source: the annotation of a GenBank genome assembly